UUCUCACUCAACGCCCUUCUCAGUGGAGUGGAAGUGAGCUUACACUUGCCGUGGAGCUGAGCGAGCUGCCUGUUGCAUGCCAUGUCUGCGUUUUACCGGAUUGUCCUCCUGCUCUCAGUGGCCGUGGCCGCCGUGGCCGCCGUGGGCUCUGUGGCAGCACACGGGUCCCAGCGGGAGAGGAGAAGCUUGCUGGAUCUCGCAGGGGCAAUCAAGUGCAACACGGGCAGAAUUGCCUUGAGUUAUAUGAUGUACGGAUGCUACUGUGGAGUGGGUGGUCAGGGCUGGCCCAGAGACAAGACGGACUGGUGUUGCUUCAAGCAUGACUGUUGUUACGGCGACGCAGAAAAACGUGGCUGCGAAACCAAAACGAAAAGUUACCGAUGGACUUGUGAGGACAAUGCAGUGGAGUGUGAUGAUUUGGACGACAUGUGUGACGAGCGGGUGUGCGAGUGUGACAGAGACUUUGCCAAAUGCCUGAAAAGGGCUGCAUACAUUUUGAAGAACACCUUUUGGCCAGAUAUGCUUUGCAAAGAGCCAAAGCCGACGUGCAAUAUUUUACAGAGAUAACAUCUGCAUGUGCCUUUUUUUGUCAAUCCAAGAUGAAACAGCGAGAGGAAUAAACACACACUCUUUAAGACUGAUAUAAUAUUCCACUAAGGAGAACAUUGUUUUAAUAAAAAGGACAUUUAGAGCGGGAUGUGUGAUUUCGGAAAACGCUACACGAUACCCGCCUCCCCCGAAAAGUGAUGAGGGACUACAGCUGCAGUUGACUCACAUAAUGAGAAGGUAACUUUAGCAUUUCUCUGCCAAAGCGUGGGAAAGAUCAGAUAACUGCUCCUCACAACACUCCACUGUUAUGUAUGGAAACACGAUGUGACUCUGACUGCGCUCGUGACAUUUUGCCACAUUCGCCAAAGUCUUACAGGAAAAUCUAUAUUUGUUAACUGAUAUUUUUCUACUUUGAAGCAACAGUAUGUGAUCAAUCAGCUUACAUUUACAGUGUAAGACACAUCUACAUCUUAGAUUCUAAGAGGGUCUCAAACUCAAAUGACCUGGGGGCCAAGAGGGGGAAAGAAACCCCAGAUAUGACUUUCAUGUCACGGCAAUUUCAAAAUAAAAGUGCUUCUUUUCAAGUGGAACGACAGAUGGUUCAGAAUAAAAUUAUAACUUGGCAUUAAACCCUUAACACCUAACCGUCAAAAUGUCUGUCUGGCCUUUUUUUUUUGCCCAUUUUUCCAGAAUAACUUCCAAUAUUGGGAAUAUAUGUAAAAAGCGCUUGUGCCAACGUCGGUGUUAAAGGGUUAAAGUGUCAGGGCAUGGAAUCGACCGCGGAGACGGGGGCGCUUGUAGCCUGUGAGCCCUGAGUUUGAGACCUCUUGUCUUAGAAUGUUACAAAUGUACACCAAGUCUUUUAAAACCCAUCUACUCAAAAGGGGAAUACAAUAGAUGUAAAAGUAUUAAAAAUAAUGUCCUUAUUCUAAUGGAAUGAGCCCUUUUAUUGUAUUAUUAUUCUCCUUAUUUUGUAUUACUGAGAGCAAAUGUAAUGCACACCAUUUUCCUGCGGGGAUUAAUAAAGUAUUAUUAUUGUUAUGUAAAGA
Solea senegalensis (Senegalese sole) is the source of this 1598-nucleotide messenger RNA. It is a transcript of the gene pla2g10, whose product is annotated as phospholipase A2 group X. The record is from RefSeq and is a predicted model, not a curated record. Gene Ontology annotation, molecular function: calcium ion binding; phospholipid binding. Bases 82 to 567 code for a protein of 161 amino acids. The transcript has 4 exons. NCBI's taxonomy places the organism in Eukaryota, Metazoa, Chordata, Actinopteri, Pleuronectiformes, Soleidae. Gene Ontology annotation, biological process: phospholipid metabolic process; arachidonate secretion; lipid catabolic process.